GAGUAUUUAUGAUGGUCAUGGCAUAGAGUACUUGAUUAGAGUUCGCAAAUUUAGAACGAGGAUAGUUGCCAUUCCUGAAACAGAUCUUGGCAGAAAAACACCUUGUCUCUUGGCCAAACCCCUCUUCCUCCUCCCGCGAUGCCCCCGCAGGCGCACGGGAGGCCAACCCUAGCCGCCAGCGGGGCAUCCCUCCUCCCCUCCCUCGCCACCGCCAGGGGGCGCGCCUGGCGAAGCCCGGCCGGCGCCAGCGACAGCGGGGUGCUUCUCUUCCCCUCGCAUGGGUGGCGAGGCGCGGGGCGACUCACCCGGGUUGGGUGCUGCGCUAGGCGCCGGGCGCAGCAGCACGAGGGCGCGCCGGGGCUGGUCGACGGCGGCGGCGCAGCGGUGGUGCGUCGGGCGGCACGGUGGUGGAGGUGCGCCUUGGUCGCCGGGAUUGGCGAGGUCGAGGCCAGUUCUGGGGUCGGGCAGCGCGGGAUGCUGGUCUCCGCCCCUGCCAAGGCCACGGUUCUUCUUGGCGAUGUGGGUGCUGGGAAAUCCAGCCUGGUGCUUCGGUUCGUAAAAGGACAAUUUGUUGAGUUCCAGGAAUCGACAAUUGGAGCGGCUUUCUUCUCUCAAACAUUGGCCGUUAAUGACGAGACUGUUAAGUUUGAAAUCUGGGAUACAGCUGGGCAGGAGAGGUAUCACAGCUUGGCCCCCAUGUACUAUAGGGGUGCUGCCGCAGCCAUAGUUGUCUAUGACAUCUCGAACCAGGCAUCCUUCACCCGAGCAAAGAAAUGGGUUCAAGAACUUCAAGCUCAAGGAAACCAGAAUACAGUAGUGGCUCUUGCUGGCAACAAAGCUGAUUUGCUCGAGGCGAGGGAGGUUCAAAUAGAGGAAGCCAAGACAUAUGCGCAGGAGAAUGGCCUCUUCUUCAUGGAAACGUCUGCUAAAACUGCAACCAAUGUGAAUGACAUAUUUUAUGAGAUUGCGAAGAGAUUGCUUCAGGGGCAGGCGGCGCAGAACCCACAGACGGCGGGGAUGGUUCUCUCCCAGAGACCCAAUGAGAGAGUGGUCAGCGCGGCUUCGUGCUGCUCCUCCUGAAGCAUCAUAAAUUUGGUCACAUUCGUCGUCUGUGAGAAAUUUUGGGAGAGGAAUCUCGACAAACUAUCGUGAAAGCGCCUCUUGAUCCUGUGCCUUAUCUGAUAUACUCUAUGCGCUACCGUGUCCGCCUGUCUUUUCUUUUUCGUUCAUGCGUUUGUCAUGUAAAUACCCAUACUUGAAUGCCGCUGCAGAUAUCUUAAGUGAGAGUUACCUCCAAA
Molecule: messenger RNA, 1298 nt
Organism: Triticum aestivum (bread wheat)
Lineage: Eukaryota; Viridiplantae; Streptophyta; Magnoliopsida; Poales; Poaceae
Product: ras-related protein Rab5A
Exons: 7
Coding region: 139-1080 (313 amino acids)
Molecular function (GO): GTP binding; GTPase activity
Source: RefSeq, a predicted model, not a curated record